AUGAGGCCUGCGCCUCGGCUGCAGAUGACAUGGGGCCCGCCCCGGCCAUUUACUCAAUCCCAGCGACAUGGAGCCAUCGUGCGUACCGCGUCCAAAGCGUGGGAGAGCACCGUAACCGGCGAAGAGAAGUCUGGGCACAUCGCCACUUCGGAGAGCGAAUCCAUUCUCUUCUUUGACAACCUCUUUCCUCUUAAGCUCACCUACCUCCUCCGACGGUCAUGGCAGUCAGACCGUGACCUGACCGACCUUCUCAAGCGUUUCGAUAGCUCUGGCGGAGGCCUUGGCACCGACCCAAUCAAUCUAGUAAAACGAGCCAUCCCCAACGACCUCCCAAUCAAAGUCACAGAGAUCCUGCCGCGACUCAAGGACGGAGGAGCUUUUGUAAAAUUCAGCCAUGGCUCCGACGUUGUACCAAAAGAUAUCGAGAGACUGGUCAAGGGAGUUCCUUGGCUAGAGGACCUCUACCGGUUUCCCAAAAGUCGUGUCAAGGUCGAAUUCACAGGAAAAGAUGCUGGUGGCGAGGCCGUCGAACUCUCACAGGAGACCCUCUACAGUCUGUUCCGCAGAUACGGUAAAAUCGCCGAGAUAACAUCACAGCCCUCCGACUCGAAGAUUCUUCCAAAAUAUGCUUACAUCGACUUUGCGCGCGUUCGCGACGCCAUCAUGGCAAGAAAUUGUCUGCAUGGAUUCCUGGUUGACGAAGGUCUCGGUGGCGGAAAGAUUGGUACAAGGCUUCGCCUAUCCUACGAGCAAAAGGUCAAACCGCACAACAUCUGGAACUGGCUCACUAGCCAUCCCAGGGUGGUAAUCCCCGUCGUUGCCGCCCUCCUUGCUGCCAUCACAGUGGCCAUCUUCGACCCCAUACGCGAAUUCUUCGUCAAGGCCCACAUUCAACAUUCUUUCCGAUUGACCAACAACAAAUUCUACCGAUGGAUCAAGAGCCAGACUUCCGACAUUUUCUCCUCAUUUGGGCACAAGAAGGCUGAUAAGGCCGGGUUCAGUGCAGUUUGGCAGCAUCGCCGAGACCUUAUUGAGCAGAUUCAGACCUGGCUCCUUGAGAGCUCCGACACUUUCAUCGUUGUUCAAGGCCCUCGGGGUUCAGGCAAAAAGGAGCUCGUUUUGGACCAGUCACUCAAGGGCAGGAAAAACGUUUUAGUGAUCGACUGCAAGCCGAUCAUCGAGGCAAGGGGUGAAAGCGGGACCAUCAAACACCUAGCUGCCGCCGUGGGCUACAAACCGAUCUUCGCUUUCUUGAACAGCAUGAGCAGCAUGAUCGAUUUGGCAGUUCAGAGCACGACUGGUGUCAAGGCCGGGUUUUCCGAGACACUGGAGUCACAGGUUGUCAAAAUCCUUCACACAACCGCAGAGGCCCUAAAGGAAGUCUCCCUCGCCGGACGCGAUAAGGAUGGCAAGGACGGUGACCUUUCAGACGACGCAUACCUGGAGGCCCGUCCAGACAAGCGGGCUGUUGUGGUCAUUGAUAACUUUUUGCACAAGAACGAAGGCUCGAGCCUGGUCUACGACAAGGUUGCGGAAUGGGCUGCGGCCAUGGUUCAGAACAAUGUCGCCCACGUUAUCUUCUUGACAGACGACACCUCUUACUCAAAAUCACUAUCUAAGGCGAUGCCGGAUCGCGUCUUCCGCCAAGCUGCUUUGGGUGAUCUCUCCCUUGAUGUUGCCAAGAAAUUCAUCAUCAGCCGUCUCGAAGAAGACGAAAUCGAAAAGGUCCGAGAACAAUCUAAGGAGGCAGAGGAGAAGGAGGAUAAGCCUGAGCAACACCAAAAACCCGAUCUCUCGGAGCUGGACUCAGCAAUUGGAAUCCUUGGUGGCCGUCUCACAGAUCUCGAAUACCUUGCUAGACGCCUAAAGGGUGGCCAGAGCCCGCAGCGGGCCAUUGAGGAUAUCAUCAACCAGAGCGCCACCGAAAUCGUCAAGAUGUACCUAUUGGGUGGCAAGGAUACUGUCGAGGGCAAGAAAUGGUCCACCGAGCAGGCAUGGUACUUGAUCAAGGCGCUUGCUUCUCACGAUGCCCUUCGAUACAACGAGGUUCUCCUGUCCGAUACAUUCGCCUCUUCCACUACCCCCGGUGCCGCGAACGGCGAGUCGGCCUUGGAAGGACUCACAAACGCAGAGCUUGUUACGGUGGAGACCUACAACGGCCGGCCGCAAACAAUCCGUCCUGGAAAACCGAUGUACCAAGCUGCGUUUAGUCUUCUGCUCGACGACCGCGUUCUGAAGGCGAAGAUGGACCUGGCUCUUCUGAAAGAGCUAACCAAGGUGGAGGCCAAGGUCAUUGAAAAGGCCGAGGGUGAGCUGGCUCUGCUGGGCAGCCUGCCGAAGCAGCCUGCUCAGACCGGUUCCCGAGUAUCGUAUCUACUCGAAAAGCUUGAGGGCAGCCAAGUCAAGAUCGCAAAGUAUGAGAAGGAUAUUGCAGCGCUCAAGACGGUUCUCAAGCACAAUUACUGA
This is a messenger RNA of Colletotrichum fioriniae, 2466 nucleotides long. NCBI's taxonomy places the organism in Eukaryota, Fungi, Ascomycota, Sordariomycetes, Glomerellales, Glomerellaceae. The record is from RefSeq and is a predicted model, not a curated record.